CUUUUGAGAGACGAGGAGAGCCUGAAUGACAUCAAUGAGGCGAAAGAGAGUCUCUUUGCUGAAGGGAACCAACUCUUGAAAAACACAAUUCAAGGCAUAUAUCUGUCAUCUGAAGAUCAUUAUGAGUUCGACCAGUCCUGGCUCUGCACUCAUUGUUCUGUGCCUUCAUUGUCCAAACGGCGCGUUUGUAUCGCGAGAUUAAAACAUCCGACAAAUUUGGGCAUCAAUUCAACAAUUAUUAGAUUUUUAAUUGUAGUCUUGGUUCCCAUCAAAGAGAAAGCGACAAAAAGUGCCGAAGAGCUCAGCCGUUCGUUCGCAACCGUUUUCGCUGACCUCAACUUCAGACAAAAUCUCAUGAAUGCCACAAAUGAACAGCAAUUCAUUGAAUUAAUUGAGAAAAGAGCACAUAAUUUGUCUGAAAAGGCGUUUUUAAACAAAGAUUUCUUAGAGAAAUUCCGAGAAAAAGAGACAAGAUUUCGGUUGUCGUUUGGAAAGGGAAUCGUCGAGAAUGUGAGGCGAAGAACACAAUACUAUUGGAGUGAUUAUGUCGAC
Messenger RNA from Oppiella nova, 552 nucleotides. Lineage: Eukaryota; Metazoa; Arthropoda; Arachnida; Sarcoptiformes; Oppiidae. The record is from the annotation of a GenBank genome assembly.